Magnusiomyces paraingens is the source of this 1656-nucleotide messenger RNA. RefSeq lists its product as uncharacterized. NCBI's taxonomy places the organism in Eukaryota, Fungi, Ascomycota, Dipodascomycetes, Dipodascales, Dipodascaceae. The transcript has a single exon. The coding region runs from base 1 to 1656 and encodes 551 amino acids. The record is from RefSeq and is a predicted model, not a curated record.
AUGGGAAAAAUGCUUGAAAGGGUCUUCUGCAAUUCCAUCACCGCCUUCAUCGACAGAAGCAGCAUACUAAACGAAUACCAAUUUGGCUGCCGUAAAGGGUACUCUGCCCCAGACGCAUUGCUCAAGCUGAUCAACGACAUCAAAUCCAAGCAAGAAACCAACCCCAAGACCAGAACCUCAGCAAUAAUGGUAGAUAUUAAAGGAGCAUUUGACAAUGUUGACCAUAAGCAUCUGUUAGAGACCCUUGAUAAGAAAAAUUUCCCACAAGGCACCAUCGAAUGGAUAAGCAGCUUCAUCACUAACCGCAGCACUGCUAUCAUCACGGAUGGCAUUGUUGACAAAACCAGACCAACAACCAAAGGAAUACCACAGGGAUCCCCGCUCUCCCCCAUUCUCUUCAACAUUUACACAACAGGACUAUAUCAUAGACUCUCUGAAAUACCGGGUAUCAAAUUCGCAGGAUUUGUAGAUGACGUCACAAUUUAUUGUCACGACUCCCAAGCCAGAGCCACCAACUCACUAGGGCUAGCCCUCAAAGCCUGCGUUGAAUGGGCAACCAAGGCGCACACCGAGAUCGACCUAGGGGACAAACUAAACUUCAUUCACUUUGGCAACAAGACCGCAAACCCGCCAAGACUCCCUGUACCCUGCCAACAAACGCUUCGUGAACCGCAAGACGAGGCCAAAGUACUAGGAGUCAUACUAGACCGCAAGCUCAACUUUAAACCCCACAUAUCACUCAAAAAAGAACAAGCCAUCCAAGCCAUUAAUUUCAUCACCCGUCUGGGAGGUACAACGGAUGGCCUCACGGGAUUCGCUUUCAAGCUCCUCUACAACUCAUGUAUAGUACCCAUUAUCUCCUAUGGAGUGGGAGUAUGGGGUAACAACCCCAACACCGUCAAAAAAAUGGGCAACUCCAUCCAACUAACCCAAAACAUCGCACUACGGAGAAUGCUUGGUGCAUACCGCACCACCCCAAUCUACAUACUUCACAGAGAAGCAGGUGUCCUCCCUCUGCACAUUAAACUCGAAGAUCUGGCGAGAAGGGCGGCACACCGCCUCUCGGACCCCACAAGAACACACAGGGACAACCCCACCAAAGCUCAACUCCUAAGCGGAAGCGUAGCUGCUGAAGCCAACAGCAGACUAAACAGCAUCAACCGCAUCAUCAGCGUCAACCGACCUAGAAUCAGCCCAGCCCAGGCAUCCAAGCGCAGGGCCCUCAUCCAGUGGCAACAUGAACACGCCAUUGCAACUACCAAGGCAUCUAAUAGCCCCCACCAACCAUGGUACAAGGGAACUUACCCGAACAACAAAGUAGAAACUAACAACAACAAACUACAACUCAGAAGAGCCAUGGAAGGCCCCAGACACAUUCUGUCAGGAGCCAUCCAACUCAAGACAGGACAUGGUAGAUUCGCCAAGUACAUUGCAGAACGCACCAAGAACGAAGAAAACAUACAAAACAAGUGCCCGCUCUGUGAAGCGGAACCGGAAACCCCCAAACACAUACUCACAGCAUGCCCAUGCUAUGACUUCAUCCCAACUUCCCUUCGCAUCGGGAACCCCUUUCACCUUUUCACGAACGACCUUUAUGACAUAAUCUCACAAGUCGUCCAGACUGCAAAACUUGACACCCAAGACAGAUUUUAUUAA